Pistacia vera is the source of this 481-nucleotide messenger RNA. RefSeq lists its product as uncharacterized. Gene Ontology annotation, biological process: cortical microtubule organization. The record is from RefSeq and is a predicted model, not a curated record. Lineage: Eukaryota; Viridiplantae; Streptophyta; Magnoliopsida; Sapindales; Anacardiaceae. Gene Ontology annotation, cellular component: cortical microtubule. The transcript is spliced from 3 exons. Bases 32 to 481 code for a protein of 149 amino acids.
UGUCGUUUUAGAUCUCAUUGUUUUGAUCUGUAUGUAUUCAACAAUGAAUCGAAGCUUUAGGUCUCAAGAAAUGCAAAUGCAGGCCGCGGCUUUGAAGCAGAGACAGCAAUUACGAGCUUCAAUGAUGAGGGAGAAAGAAGAGGAGCUCUCAUUGUUUCUCGAGAUGCGAAAGCGUGAGAAGGAGCAAAGUAAUCUGUUUCUUAAUAACUCUGAAGAAGAGUUCGAAGCACCAUUAGGGUCGAAACCAGGGACUUCUCCGAUAUUUAACAUUUCUUCUUCGAACACGCCGGCGAGAAAGACUGGUGCUGAUGAUUUUCUUAAUUCUGAUAAUGAUAAAAAUGACUAUGACUGGCUUCUGACUCCUCCUGGGACUCCUCUUUUUCCUUCUUUGGAGAUGGAAUCACAAAAGACUGUUAUGAGCCAACUUGGUACUUCAAAGGCCCGCCCUACUGGCCUGAAAUCCAGAGUAAGAGUGCUAUGA